Molecule: messenger RNA, 4324 nt
Organism: Cataglyphis hispanica
Lineage: Eukaryota; Metazoa; Arthropoda; Insecta; Hymenoptera; Formicidae
Exons: 8
Coding region: 145-2376 (743 amino acids)
Biological process (GO): positive regulation of transcription by RNA polymerase II; cell fate commitment; negative regulation of transcription by RNA polymerase II
Molecular function (GO): DNA-binding transcription factor activity, RNA polymerase II-specific; zinc ion binding; RNA polymerase II cis-regulatory region sequence-specific DNA binding
Source: RefSeq, a predicted model, not a curated record
UUCUUCUCAACGAUCCUCGUCGCGGCUACUUGCGAGUGCAUACGCAUUGUAUACAUGCUAUCGUCAGUUUAAUCCGAGAUUAGUGCGUUCGGUGAUUUGCAAAGUGCGUUAGGAAACAACGAGGACGCGGUAAACGAGUUCCAAAUGCGACACGCGUCGAACGAGGACGCGAUGAAAGAGACGCUAGUGAAGCAGGAGAUCAAGAUGGAAUGGGAAGGUCAUCAUGCGGAGGACAGUUCGCCGCAAGUUCCCGGAACGGAAGAUCAAGCGGCGUCCAGUCCCCAAAGCGUGAUAACGACUAGAAGACACGUUAGAACAAUCACUACCGCCGGUCAUAUAACCGAAGGAAUCGCCGAAGUCGAUCCGGAAUCGCCGGACUCCCACUCGGUCACGGGAAAUCUCCAUCAGCAGAGAAACGAGCGACAACACGAGCAGGCGCAGCAGCGUAAUUAUCAGGACGAGCAAGCUCAUCAAACGCAUUACGUGCAGAUCUCUCAUCCGGGCGCGGCCGAGGUUCAACAACGAGCGGCGGAUCAGCAACGCGUCGUUUACGCCACUAGUAAUGGUCAGGAGGUACGGGUGGAAGUCUCGGAAAAUUCCGAGGCUACCAUCACGCUUACGGUGAAGGAACCGCCCAGAUACGAGACUCCCGCGCCGGACGGUACCGAGAUAGACCGGUACGCGAUGUCUUACUCGGACAAUCACGAGAUACGAAGGGAGAACCAGGUCAUCGCCGUACAAAUACCCGAUCAUCGGCGAGCCCAGCAUCAUGCGGGACAUCAGAGAUUCAGUCCGCACGACAAUCAUCAGACGAGGUAUCAGACAUCGCCAGUUCUCACUGCCACGACAGAGGACUACGACGCCACGACGAUCGCCACGACGAUCGCCACGACGAUCGUCACGCAACCGGGAUCCACGGUCCACCUGGGAUCACCCGCGCCGCCGUAUUCGCCGCCCAUGGACGGCAUUCGUUCCGGCCAGCAGCAAUCGCAGCAACAUCUCGUGCCGACGAAUUAUUCCGACGCCGGUGGCGUCGUCAAAUACGACCCCUCCGAGUCCGCGCCUGCGGAAACCAUCAAAGGCCCGAACACGUAUACUACUCUGGAGACGGUCGCCAUUCCACCCACGCAAAACGUUCAAUACACGCAGUAUUUGUCGGCCAAUGAAACGUUUCAGCAGGCAUCGACUUACAGCUAUGCCAAACCCGGAGAUCCCGUCAUCCUGGCGUAUCCAUCGUCAACGCAGCUCGGAUCGAGAGUGACUGAGAAAGAUACAAGAUCCACGUUCCAACAGGUGGAAUCACCCGGUAGCGCGUUCAUGAAAGGUGAUCCGACGUUGACAUCAUCCUUGACCUCUACUCGAGCGAUUCCAUUGCAUUACGAGCAACCCGGUUCGCCGGGCUCUCAGGUGACAUUAUACAGCACGGGACCAACGUCGUAUCAGUACGUGAAGCAGCCCUCGGGCGAUCCUUACUGGCCAGGCGGUAGCACACCCUCGCCCCCGACUUUGGAAUACGUCCCGAGUUAUCCGAGCAUCACCGCCAUCUCCGUCGCCGACGCCACCAACAUGCAGCUGUACUCGGGCGGUGGAUACAGCGUUUCCACGAGCGGACCACCCUCGGCGUGGACCCUUCCGCUUUCCAGUACCGACGACGCCUUUGACAAUACCGUCAUGACGACGGAACCUAAGGAAUGCGCCAACUGCGCGGCCAAUGUGACGCCGUUGUGGAGACGGGAUGGCGGUCAUUAUCUUUGCAAUGCCUGCGGCCUCUACAGCAAGAUCAACGGGGUCAACAGACCACCCAUGAGAUGCCCCAAGCCGAAGCAGUCCGUCCCGCCGGUAAACAUUAGCGGCGUACGGAGGACAGGGGUGCAAUGUGCGAAUUGCAGAACAAACAAUACAACCCUUUGGAGACGAAACAACAAUGGCGAGCCAGUUUGCAACGCGUGCGGACUUUAUUUCAAACUGCAUAAUGUGAACAGGCCGUUGAGCAUGAAGAAGGAGGGCAUACAGACGCGAAAGCGGAAACCAAAGAAUCACUCGGGAUCUAUCACUGGAAAUCUACCCGGACCCAGUGGUAUCCACAAGACCGAGAUCAAGUCCAAUCUACUUGUGGACUCGUUGCAGUUGAACGCAAUGUACACAAGCGGGGGCGGGGGUGGUGGAGGGGUCGAAGAGCACUGUCUUCCCGUAGGUACACCAACUGGGACGCAAUUAGGGCAUGCACACUCGCCCCUCGCAUUACCUACCGCCGCCGUGUUGAAUCGCCAAACCACCCUUACCGUGCCACCACUAGAACCAAUCACUAGUCAGUCCAGCAGUGACCUCACCUCGGUUAUAACGUCCACUACGGCGGCACAUUCCGAGAGAUCGUAGAAAGCCGUUUCGUUCUUACCGACUUGAAAGCACUUGCCGACUGCAGCUGCAACAAAUGUGGAAAAAAAUUUUGACAAAGGCAUAUCGAUCAUUUAUCAUUGCUUAUCGGCAUCGUCGCUUAUCGACAAAAGCACUCAUAAAAUAUAGACGAAAAUAUAAACAGCCUAUAUAAAUAUAAAAAAAUAGCAUGUACUUAUAAAUGUCCGUAUUCGCUAGACCAUUCAAUGCUGAAGAAAAUCAUCCGAGCUUUAUCAUAAUCCGAUAUGAAAAAUGAAACUCAGUGUUAAACGUGUUAUACAGUGUCAACGGGAAGUGAAGAAGUUUAGUAUCCUAAAUGUCUACUUAUCGCCAAUUUGGGACUAGGAAACAAUUAUUAAAAUUAUAUUAUAUGUGUUCCUAUCGCUUAUACAUAUAUUUAUAUUUAUUUAGUUAAGUAUUAGUUUUACUUAACAGUCUAUUUCAGCGCUUGUUAAGAAUGAAGAAGCGUGGCAUUGUAUAAUGCAUUUAUUCUAUUAUUAUCUCUUUGCGCUUUAUAUUAAUGAUGUCGACUUAAAAUAAUGAAAACACGUGUACCAUAUCUCCCGAUUACCGAUAUUGUAGACUGCUUCGUCUCGGAAAAUGCCUGAACCGAUACGCUCCCUGUUAGAAGAAGCGAAAGAUACAAUUAUCGUGCCGAGAAACAAAAAAAAAAAAAACAAAAUAAUAAUCAACUCUACGGAUUAUGUUAAAUUUCAAUUAAAGUUAACUUGAAUUUCUUGUUUUAUAUAAAAACAGACACUCUAGUUCCAACUACAUUUUAUUAUGCCAUUCAUUAUCUGUUAAUCUAUUUGUACAACAGAUGCAUUUUUUUCUCGUAAAGGUGACUUAAUUUUUUUUCCCCACGUUUACGAUAAUGCGACGUACAGGCAUUUCGAAUGAUUCAUCUGUAUUUAUCGUGCGAUUCGUACUUAAUACGUGAUACGUGCAUGUAGCCUGGUUCAGCUCGAUUUUGUAAAUAUAUAUUUACAUCGCGUGAUCCAAAGAUAUAUAUAAUAUAUAUAAGAUAUAGAGAUGUAUAUUUUGAUUUUUUCCAAAGAGUAAUAUAUAUAUAUAUAUAUAUAUAUAUAUAUAUAUAUAUAACUAACUAUAUUAUUUAGACAUUUUCUGCACACAUACACAUAAAUGAGUCCUUUUUAAAUAUAAUACCUUUCAAAAUGACAAAUCUAUUUCUCGGAUCAAAAAUAUUUAUAUUGCAUGUAAUGCAAUCGUAUGCUGAUUACGCAAGUAUGUCUUGUCGAAAGUAUCAUUAAAGUAAAAUCAUAGAUUGCGAUAAAUCAUCAAAUUACUUUAAUCAUAGAUUAUAAACAGGUAAACGUAAUAGUAAAAAUUCUUAGCUUUUCUUCUUUUUUUUAAUACUGUUUACACUUUGACAUUCCUGAUUGAAAAAUUACAAAUUGAAGUUCUUUCGCCAAAGCAAAGUAGCCGGCAGUAGCUCGUUUUGUGUCUCAAAAAGUUCCCAAAAAGUUAGCGUCUGUAAUUCACCCGGUGAUGCGUAACUUACUAAUUAGAGCAUUUAUCAUGCGAAUGGGCUAAAUUAUUUAACAUUGCACAUGCGCAUUACACGAAAGUCUAAAUAUUUAUAAGGACGCAAGUGUUUAUAUCGUCGCAAUAGAAAUGCGCGAAUUAAUUUCAAAAUUACCGUACAUUUUAUUUUAUAUUAAUAAUUUAUACAUCAUAAAUAAUGAAGCCGAGCAAUAAAGCCGAAUACAAAGCGCGCAAAAUUCACCAUCGCUAUUCAAACCGUGUAUCAUUUGUUCUUCCAUCAUAGAGGAACGUCACGUCUAUGAAAAUACUUUUAUUACUUUGGAUAAAACAUAUUUUAUCAAUAAACUCUUUACCAAAUUUUUAUAUCUUGUACAUUGUAAUAAAAACAGAAUAUAAGAAUAAAUAAAUGUAAAAUUCGCGUGUA